AACAGACAAGUCAUCGUGUGGACAUGUUUUGUAUUUUAGGGAGAAAGCCAUUAUUUCGAUCAUCAAACUUCAGUUCUCUACACACAAUCAGAUGGAUAAAGCAUUUUAGUGCAGUGAAUGUUAACCAGGAAGUAUUACCUAGGACUAAGUCUGUUCUGCGGCCGGCAAGUUGGCAGUACCGUUGUAUGACUGAUCAAUCAAGCGACUGGAAAACUGUGUAUGAAGGUCCAAUCUCAAGAUCAGUCAAACUUGUAAAGUUGCUUUCCCUGACUACAGCAGCGGCGACUUUAGUUUGUUCUCCAUUGUUGGUGCUUUUUGGAAAUCAAGCAACUUCGGCCUCAGUGAAGACGAUCGCAGUGUUUUUAUUAUGUACGAUUGGUACAGGUUCAACUGCAUUACUUCAUUUUGUAACCAAAUCCUAUGUGCUCAAGAUGGACUUCAAUCCAAAGGAAAUGAUGUUCGCUGUUGAGACGUUAUCUUUACUUGCGUUGCGAAAAAGAGUGGAAUUUCCUGCUGAUGACACUUUUGUAUACCCAGACGAUAGAGCUUUUUCUACCUUUGAAGCUCAUGGACGAAAGUAUUUUAUACACAAGGAGCUUGUAGAAGCUCAACAAGUGUUGCACUUUAUUGAAAAGUGGCAGAAAGAAGAAGCCACAGAGUUUAAAAAAUCCUCGUAAAAUAUACAGUUAUUAUGUUUUUGUUAUAUUCAAUCGAAGUAGUAUGUCUUCCUCGAAUUUCAGUUUUGAAUGAUUGUCUUUAUAUCUGCGAUUUUUCUUAGUCUUAACCAGACUACAACUAUGGACAAAUGCGGGCUAUAUUGAUCUACAACAUACAAUACCUUCAGUUGAUAAAACCAAAUUAUAACGUACCUUUGUCAGGGAACUAGAGUUUUUUCUCUUAGAUGCGUGGAUCAUGUGUACUUUGAGUAGCCUUGACAAAGCUUCAGUUUACAUUCAUUGCUCAACAGUCAGUCGAUCAUGAUAUACGAGUCAACAGUCCCACUCAGUACCACCUGAUUCAAAUAAUGUUAACAAUGGCAUAGACUCACAGGCUACCAGUAGUAUACAAGUUCUGUGCUCCUGGAAUCCAGUCAUUUUGAUACAAAGUCGUUUUGGUACAAGUCGUUUCGAUACAAGUCGAAGUUGAUUUGUUACACAUGUAAAGUCAAUUUGAUACAAACUGACGUUAUUUCAAACUGACGUUACUGUUUAAUACAGAAUACUAUACUAUAUAUAAAUGACCAAACAAACCCUCAAAGAAAUACUCACCAUAAGCAACUAGAGGGAUUUAGCAAGAGGAAGGGAAUGUCAUUUCAGAACAGGAAAAAGUGUGUGUAUCUAUAACUAUCCUCUGUUUGCACUUGUUGCAUAACUCUCAAAGAAGAUGAUUUCCUUGUCCUUAAAGUGGUCUAUAAGACCAAAAAUUCAAAGGUGAUGGUGAUCUUAAAAGAUCCAAGGUUAGGGAAUUCAAGAACAAAUAUAAUGUUAACAGUUCAUUGCAACAACUGCUAAGUCACUUCUGAGACACAAUAGGGUGACAUUCUGGACCCAGUUUCUCAAUGGCAUUUCUUCUACAUGCGCCGUUGUCAACUAACAUUCUCAUCCUCUUGCUAAACCACUCUACUAGAGUGAACACAAACCUCCGUUGUAAAUAAAACAAACCCGUACCUCCAGGAAACUCUACAUGUACCAAAGCCUCCUACACAAUGAGAACACGCAAACGAGAUCAAGUUUUGGUUAAGUUUAAUUGUCAAGAACAGAGAUUUAUUUAUUUAUUUGUUGAAUAGAAAACAAUAAAUCACCACACAUAUCAAAGACAAAAACUAACACACACAUACUGAACUUUUCUCAAGUUUACUUCUGUAUUGAAAGGACUUCAGUCUGUAUCAAAUCGACUUUACAUGUGUAACAAAUCGACCUCGACUUGUAUCAAAAUGACUUGAAUCAAACAACUUUGUAUCAAAACAACUGUGAACCAUGCUCCUUACAUGUCGUUUCUCCUUGUCAGUGUAUUUUCCAUCACUAGACUAUUGACCAUCUAUCAGCUUAAAAAUCAACCAAUCUUUCAACUGAGUUUUCUCAUCAACACAUCGUCUCUUUGCUUAACUCUUUUCUUCUCAUCAUACAACAGAUGUUGAGCAUAUCUGCUGUAAAGUUAGCACAAUCACACUAUAAUCCUUUUUCAAUAUUCAUUUACUCUCCUACUUGUGCCCCCCUUUAGAUCUAUAUUUUUUAAGGAAGCAGUUUACAUCCAAGUCUUGAAAGUAACCUGGAAUCACAUCGCUUUUCCUUCCUUAGACUCUGUAUUUAAUCAAGAAAAAUCACAUGCACCACCAACCUAUUUAGGGAAGAAGAUGCAUGCCUGAAAAAAAUCAUAAUGAUCACUACAUUAUCCAAUGCAUGGCUUUUCA
Molecule: messenger RNA, 2410 nt
Organism: Pocillopora verrucosa
Lineage: Eukaryota; Metazoa; Cnidaria; Anthozoa; Scleractinia; Pocilloporidae
Product: transmembrane protein 70 homolog, mitochondrial-like
Biological process (GO): mitochondrial proton-transporting ATP synthase complex assembly
Cellular component (GO): mitochondrial membrane
Source: RefSeq, a predicted model, not a curated record